UAGAAGCUCAUAGUGAUGUUACGACUUCUCUUUAGGAUUUGUCACAUGAUGUUAAAAGGUCAUAACCUAACAACUCAACAGCCCUUCCACCAUCUUGCAUGGAGGAAGCAGCUUCUUCCAUCUGUAGUCUUGCAUAACACAGUAAGAUGCAUGUUUAUUCAAACUCAGGACACACCAAACCCAAACAGCCUGAAGUUUAUUCCAGGCAAAGAAGUGCUGGAUUCCAGGACUAUGGAGUUUUCCAGCCCAGCCGCAGCAUUUUGCUCACCUCUAGCAAGGCAAUUAUUCAGAAUUGAAGGAGUUAAAAGCAUUUUCUUUGGGCCAGACUUCAUCACCAUCACCAAGGAGAGUGAAGACCUGGAUUGGAACUUGCUGAAACCAGAUAUUUAUGCAACUAUAAUGGAUUUCUUUGCCUCGGGUUUACCUGUACUUACUGAAGAGGCACCUAGGACAGAUACAGCACAGUCAGAAGAAGAUGAUGAAGUUGUAUUAAUGAUUAAAGAACUGCUGGAUACAAGAAUAAGGCCAACAGUGCAAGAAGACGGUGGUGAUGUUAUUUAUAAAGGCUUUGAGGAUGGCAUUGUGCAGCUGAAGUUGCAGGGUUCAUGCACCAGCUGUCCCAGUUCCAUCAUCACCCUGAAGAAUGGGAUACAGAACAUGCUCCAGUUCUACAUCCCUGAAGUGGAAGGCGUGGAACAGGUUGUUGAUGAUGAUGAUGAUGUGGAGAAAGAAGCAAAUUCUACGUGAGCUUACAUCAUCAAUGGCCAAAUCACUAUUUAUUUCUUGUAUGUAAAUCAUUCUUUUCUGUGGAACAACCAAAUCUGCCUUUCUCAUCAGAAAAAGUCUAACGCUUUCCACCUGUGAAAGUAUCUCCUCCGCGUCAGCAGCGUGUUCACUAAUUUAUUAAAUGCUCUCUAUUCAAAAAAAUAA
Messenger RNA from Meleagris gallopavo (turkey), 930 nucleotides. The record is from RefSeq and is a predicted model, not a curated record. NCBI's taxonomy places the organism in Eukaryota, Metazoa, Chordata, Aves, Galliformes, Phasianidae.